Molecule: messenger RNA, 3679 nt
Organism: Monomorium pharaonis (pharaoh ant)
Lineage: Eukaryota; Metazoa; Arthropoda; Insecta; Hymenoptera; Formicidae
Gene: Tti1
Product: TELO2-interacting protein 1 homolog
Exons: 13
Coding region: 222-3434 (1070 amino acids)
Biological process (GO): chromatin remodeling
Cellular component (GO): cytoplasm
Source: RefSeq, a predicted model, not a curated record
UUCAGUCACAUUUUGAAAUUAAAUAAAGUGACUGUGACUUUAAAGAUUGCAAAUUUAUUGAAAGAAGAAAACAAAGACAAAAUACAUAUAUAUGUGCAAGUAUAUUAAAAUUAAAAUUUCAAGUGAGGAAAGAAGAUGUAGAGGAGAGUUCCAGUAUCGUAAAUUUGCGAUAGUGAGUGCAUUGUGAUUAAAAAGAAGCAUUUUAGGACUUUAACACCAUAAUGGAACAGUUUGACAUACAGAUUUUUCUCGAGCUGAAGUCAUGUUGUGAUAAUCUGAUAAAAAAUCCAAACCAGGAUCAUGCACACCGAGUUGCAGAAAUGGCUAGAAGAAUCCCUGAUAAGACCAUGCAGGAUCUAUCAGGGUAUUGUUUACUUCCCAUUAUUACCAGCCUCCAGAGCAACUCAAGUAUAACUGUAAAAGAGGAAUUGGUAAAGACAUUGAGAGUUAUAAUACAAAAAAUUAGAAUUACAAAAUUAAAACUCUUUUUUGAUAUCUAUGGAUCCUUGUUGAUUCAGAUUUUUGAUAAGAGUCAGUCAAAUCAAGUAAUAUUAUUUCAUGAAGAACUUAAGGAGGCAGUAGCUUUAUGUAUUAAAGAUCUUGUUCACCAAAGCAUUACUGAUGUGAUAGAAUCGCUUUAUGUCAAAGAAAAUGUGCUAAAACUUGGUCAAGGAAUAUUUUUAUGUCUAACAAUCGCAAGAACUGAAAAGUCAUAUGCCGUAAGAUUAGCAGGGAUCUAUGCAGUAAUGGCUUUGUGUCAUAUUGAUGAUCAAAUUAUAAACAAAUCUGAUAUCAUUAUACAAGAUCAAAUAGCAAAUGCUAUCAUGGCAUUUUUUCCUGGUAUUGUCAGCGGACUACAGGAAAUAGCAAUGGGAAGUGAAGUUCAAAAUCACAAACUUACAAUGAUAGCAACUCAAGCAUGGGGGAGAAUCAUAUCCCUUGUACUACGUGAUAAAGAUGAAGACACUAAAGAAGAUGCAUUAUCUAUAGAAACACUUAUUAAAAAAAGUUCCAGUAUACCCACUGACAAAUCACAUAAUACAAAACAUAAUGAAAAAUGUAAUAUAGAAUAUAAUUUAAAAAAUGGUGUAAGAAAUAAAGAAUGGUUUGACGCUGUAGCUGUUAAACUUGGUGUUUGUAUACAACUACUAGAUCAAAUUAGAAGUCAUUCGCACUAUAAAGUUAAAAGAGAAUUAGUUGAAAGUAUUAGUCUUAUACUUAAAAAUUGUCGCAGGAAUAUGAAACCAAAUAUUAUGACAUUAAUAGAUUAUUUGAUUUCUCUAUCUGAAGACGAAUCGUCAGAAGUUAGUGAAAAGGCGCACAAUGUGUUACAUGCAAUAAGUGAAAAUUACAUGCAAAAUUAUGAUAUGAAAUCAUUGAUUGAUUCAUUAGAAGAUAAAUUUUACAGCUUGCUUACAAGAUUACCCACAAUUAUUAGACGAUCAGAUGAUAAUGAACAAUUAGCAUAUUUGAAUCAAUUUGCUGGCUAUUUAAGAUUAUUUGGAAAGCAAAGAUUGCCUCACAUUAUGAAGUCUCAGGCUCAUAUGCAAAGGUUGCUCUUGGCUCUUGUGUAUAUUAUGGUCAUAGACUGCAACAAUGUGUCUCUUCUACAGAUGACAAAUGUAAAAGAUUUAGAUGACCCUGCAUAUUUUUAUGGAUCUGAUUUGUGGAAACAGUUUAAGUUUAUUAAAAAUAGUUCAUGCAAAGAAAAACUUAUUGUAAUAUGCAAGUUACUCGGAGAAUUUGGGGAUUUUAGGAUACUAAUCGACACUAUUCUUGAGCUUAUGAUGGAUGCAUCACAACACAGGAAGGAACUGAGUUUGCUGCUUAACUGGAUCUUAGUUUCUGUUAAAGAUUCAUCUUCUUCAUAUUUAUAUAAAGAAAUCGUAGAUUUUUACACAACACAAGAAAUAUGGUAUUUGCCUACAGAAGUAACUGAAGAUACUCCUUUGGUGCAGGCACAGAGUAAUAUAGUGCAAUGUUGUCUUUUAAUAGAAGGAUUAGGCCUUAUAGCACAAAAUUUACGACACGACUACGAUAGAUAUCUUUUGAAAACUUUAUAUUUAAUUAUUGAAAGAGCAGGCAGUGGCAACAGUUUAAUUAGCUAUAUUGGAAUGCGCACUCUCGAAAAUGUUGCAGAAGCACAACAACAAGGAACAAUCGGUGAUCUGUUACGUGCUAACGUAGAUUAUUUUUCUUAUCACAUUAUAAUGAAAUUACGGCAAGUAGAUCGUAAUCCCGGCGUAUUCGAUGUUAUCAAGGUCGUUAUGAAAUAUAGCAGAUUAGAUUUUUUACCACACUUAAAGGGAAUUGUGGAGGAUGUUCUCAGGCAACUAAGUACUCCUUAUCAUCAGAAAAAUACUUGUUCAUUCUUGAAGAUAUUUCACACAUUUAUCAUAUGCAUAAAAACGUUAAUAAACUGGAACGAUGAAAAGAUAGCGAAAGAAAAUGCACCAGUUACAAAUAAUCCUUCAGAGAUAAUUAUUCUUUGCUUAUUAGAAUACUGUAAUGCAAAAAAGAUUAAUGAAAAAAUUGAGGAUGACUACCCCGAAGGGAUAGAAUCAGACUCGAAUGUACUGGAUACUGAACUAUUAGAAGAGACAAACGAGGAUUAUUUAGAUUCCAAUGCAAAAGGUAAAAACAGUUUAUCUUUAAAAAUUGCAAAAUUUACUCAUUGUUUAUAUAUUCCAGACAAACAGGACAAAAAGUUACCGACUCACAUAAAGAUAAUCAUAGAAGUUAUGAAACGUUGUAUGCACUUUCUACCUUUGAAAGACGUACAAAAGUCAUUGAUGGCAAUGCAAACGCUUCAGGAGGGCUUACCGAUACUAGUAGAGUGGGAAGAUGAAUUAUUGCCUCUUGUGCAUCAGUUGUGGCAUCCACUAACCGAUAGAUUCAAUGAUGAAAAUGCUCUUGUAAUUAACCACGCGUGGCAACUCUUGCACGUACUUGCUAGCAUAUCGAAUGACUUCAUCAGAAGCAGAACUCUACGAGAAGUAUUGCCAUCAGUAUUUAAGUUUUUAACUAAAUCUUCUAAAGAAAGUAUUAAUAAGAGCUCAGUAAAUAUUUACAAAUUUACACAAACUUACAAAACCCAAUACGAAUUAUUAUCUACUUUGGGAAUAAUUGCGCGACUCUUGAAACUAUGGGAGCAUGAGUUAUGGCAAAUAUUAAGUAAUACACAAAUGUACCUUAGUGCACGUCAACAUACUGCAUUACAGACAUGCUGUGUAAAAUUGUACAAAGAUAUUGCUGAUUAUAAUGAAGAUCUCGCGUGGGUGAAAUGCCUCAGUAUCUGGAAUUCAAAAGUUGCACGAAUAAUAUCCGAUGCAACAUUUGAUAUGAAAAAUCUGGUUCCAGAUUCAUCAAAUGAAUAUUAUAGAAAUGUAAAUGAAAUCAUUGUAUACAUCCAACAAAAAAGUAUCAACUAUUAAAUAAUAUACAUUUAAAAAAUUCAAGAACUGUAAUAAUAUAGAAACCUUAAAAAUGUGAUACAAUAUAAAAAAACUAGACCAACUCUUUGGACAAUAUGAUAAUUACAAAACACUUAUACUGAAGUAGCGUAAAAUAUUAAUCUCAUAAAAAAAUGUCAAUUUAUUUAAAUAUUUGUAUAGAUUCAUACAUGUGGUCACAUGUAUGAAUAUGUGACCACUAGCAAAUAAAAAAUUUGUGACAGAAA